Messenger RNA from Anarrhichthys ocellatus (wolf-eel), 4489 nucleotides. It is a transcript of the gene pax2a, whose product is annotated as paired box 2a. Bases 542 to 1789 code for a protein of 415 amino acids. The transcript has 12 exons. Lineage: Eukaryota; Metazoa; Chordata; Actinopteri; Perciformes; Anarhichadidae. The record is from RefSeq and is a predicted model, not a curated record. Gene Ontology annotation, molecular function: RNA polymerase II cis-regulatory region sequence-specific DNA binding; DNA-binding transcription factor activity, RNA polymerase II-specific. Gene Ontology annotation, biological process: regulation of transcription by RNA polymerase II; anatomical structure development.
UCUCAGCCCAAAGCUUCGCUCAGGCACAGCCCAUUCCGGAGGAGAGGGGGACACACUGCUCUGUACUUCGCCGUGUCCAUGUUGUUGUCAUCUCCGCCCCUAUCUGAUUAAACCACAGCCCGCCUUGCCUGCGCUCCACUCCGUCAGAGGAGAAGGAUUCUUUUUCGGCCACAGAUUCCUGAGCCGGACCCGUGGAGACUUCAGCUACUCUUUUUUUGUUUUCCUCAUGAUGUCCUAUAAACGCAAACAGUGACCCGGUUUGAGUCAAUGUUGCCGCGACUGGUGCGCUCUGCACACGCCUGGGUCAUGCUCUGCACCUGACCGCCCUUCUGCGAGACUUUUGAGUUUAGACUUGAGCAGGAGGAAAAACUUAGCAUCGCCACGAGAAGUUGUCCACCGCUGCGGACUCUUCGCACACGGACUGUUGUAAACGCCAAAUUAUAAAUUCUUGCUUCUUUUUUUUUUUUUUUUACCUUUAAAGCUGCAUCACAGAGGCGAAACGGCGACCUCAGUCGAUUACCUUUCUUUCCUUUGCUAUCCAAUGGAUAUUCACUGCAAAGCGGACCCCUUCUCGGCGAUGCACCUGUCCCACGCAGGGCACGGCGGUGUGAACCAGCUCGGCGGGGUGUUUGUGAACGGCAGACCCCUCCCGGACGUGGUGAGGCAGCGGAUCGUGGAGCUGGCCCACCAGGGCGUGCGUCCCUGCGACAUCUCCAGACAGCUACGGGUCAGUCACGGCUGUGUCAGCAAAAUCCUCGGCAGCUAUCAGAAGGCAUUUCAGAGGUACUAUGAAACCGGCAGUAUUAAACCCGGAGUCAUUGGUGGCUCCAAACCAAAGGUUGCGACUCCGAAAGUGGUGGAUAAAAUUGCUGACUAUAAGCGCCAGAAUCCAACCAUGUUCGCUUGGGAGAUAAGGGACCGACUACUGGCUGAGGGCGUCUGCGACAACGACACAGUCCCCAGCGUUUCAUCCAUCAACAGGAUUAUCCGCACCAAAGUCCAGCAGCAAUUCCACCCGUCCCCUGACGGAUCUGUUACGCCUCUGUCCACGCCCGGCCACACCAUAGUGCCCAGCACAGCCUCGCCCCCUGUGACCAGCGCCUCCAACGAUCCCGUAGGAUCCUACUCCAUCAACGGCAUUCUGGGUAUCCCCCGCUCCAACGGCGAGAAGAGGAAACGAGACGAUGUUCUCUGGACUGGCAACCACAUGGACGGAAGGAAAAUAGGACAUUAUGGCUCUGAUGGCUCAGGUCCGGGCAGCGACUCUCAGGGCAGUGUGGAGAGUUUAAGGAAGCACCUGCGAGCAGACGCCUUCACCCAGCAGCAGCUGGAGGCCCUGGACCGUGUGUUUGAACGUCCCUCUUACCCUGAUGUCUUCCCCACUUCAGAACACAUCAAACCUGAACAGGCGAAUGAGUACUCACACCCAUCCCUGAACGCUGGAAUAGAUGACGUGAAGCCGAGCCUUUCCAGCAGCGACCGCUCCGACCUCGCCUCCAGUGUCUCCCAGAGCUACUCUGUUGUGACAGGUCGAGACAUGGCCAGUACCACCUUACCUGGCUACCCGCCUCAUGUCCCGCCCACAGGACAAGGCAGCUACCCCACCUCCACACUCGCUGGAAUGGUCCCUGGAGGGGACUUUUCUGGAAACCCUUACUCUCAUCCACAAUACACCACUUACAACGAAGCGUGGCGGUUCAGCAAUCCAGCAUUACUAAGUUCCCCUUAUUAUUAUAGUGCCGCAUCCCGUGGCUCCGCACCUCCCACUGCUGCCUACGACCGCCACUAGUUACCAUGGAAACCAGUUCAAACUGCAGGCCCUGGGCUUCGGCCUCCAUAUUGUCCCCGUCUGAGAAACACUGAGGUCAAAGGGAAGCGAGGUGGAAUCGUAAAGGAAACCCUAUUAUGUUACGCGAUGUGGAGGAGGGAUCGGCGAGGUCGACGCCGGUGCAUCCAGCCCGGCUUUCAGCGUCACACACACUUUGGGUCAAAAGGGCCCGCGGGCGUUCAGAACUCACCCAUCAUGCCCUCACUCUCUCAAAGGCCGGAACAUUUCCAAAAUGACUUUAAGAGAUUAUAUAAAUAUAUAUAUUAUAAAAUAUAAAUUGAAGAAAAACAGUGUGAAGAAUACCAUGUGGAAAAAAAAUGUUGUGGGUUUUUAUUUUUGUUUCUUUGUUGCUGUUGUUGUUAUUUUAUUCAUGGAUCCUCACAUUCCUUUUAUGUGAUGAACUGCAGUAUUUUUCUGCUCUAAAGAGAGAAGUCCAGGGGAGAUGACAACGGUCCCAUAGCUUGACGAUGCAGCGACUUGAAUCAGUGUUGCGAGGCCCCUUUGACACCUAAUGAGAUCCUGGCUCCACUACAUUAUCAGAUAAACACAGCAUGUCCUACAACGUUUACCGACCCUAUAUAGACCAAUGGCAACAUCACACUCCCUGUGGCAAACAAUCAGAUGUAAAAAUGUAAAUCAUUUUGCAAAGUAUUAAAAACAUGGUGACCACGUAAUGGCCUCGCCAGAAUUUUAAAUACUUUAAAUUAUUUUUUUCCUGUCACUGUUGUUUUAUGUAAAAAAGGCUAUCAAAGAUUCCUUCAGAGUAGUUGUCACGUUUCCCUCCUUUUCCAGUCAUGUCCAUGUCCAUGCAUGAUCGUCCUUUGCUCUUUUUUUGCACUAAAACCUCAGCUUAUUUAAUUUAUUUGGUACAUUCACUUAAAAUUAAGUUUAAUAACCUACCAAUUUUAAAGACAAGUUGAUACUAUUUAUGUUGGAUAGUGUAAGUGUAAAAACAGAAGCCAGACAGACAGAAACAUAUUUUUCUGAGUAAAAGUGAUGCUUUGAAGUUUCUGAGGAGUUUGUAAGCCAUAGCCCUAUGGCUACAUGAACAAAUUCAAUUCUCCUGGGUUACAAUCCAUUCAGCUACUUAGUCAUACCACUAGAUGCCUACACAGUUUAGAAAGCUGUACGCAGUUGAGCGAACCAACUGUAAAUUAGCUUCAACAAUUGCCUUACAAACCUGUUUUUUCAACGUAAAUUCAUGCCUGUUCAACUAAAUUAAUUGCCUUUACAGACACAUCUUCACCACCCUCCUUGAUUUACGUUCUGCUCUCCACUGGGACUGAUAGGAAAUACUGAUUCAGUUUGCUUUUUGGAAAAAUAUUUUGUGAAUGUACUUUUAAUUACAUCUGCCAAAGACUUAGUUUGAUAUUUAAUAUUUUAUUUACAGUAUAUGUAUGCAUAAAUAAAGCAGUAUUAUCUUUUAAAUAAGUAGUCAACACUGAUCCUGUACUUCAUGACUUUUUAACAGGCGAACAACAUGAUGCAUAAUGACUGUAAUGAAAAAGGUGAAAUUCAGUGACUCAAUACUCCAUCGGUUGCAACGAAAUGCUGCUUUGUAGAAUGAUUUGUGAAUAAUGUGAAGACAAUUCUUCUCUGUAAAUAAUAUCACACACACCAUUGCAGUAUCAUACUAAUGUACUGGCUCCCUUUGUAGAUAUACAGACUGAAGAAAACGUGCAUUACAUUUGUGUCGUAAUGUAAUGUUGUGCUCUGAGGAAAGGCACAACUACUGUAUAACCUGCGGCUACAUAUGCUGUAGUAGCAGGUUUCAGAUGCUAACGUCACAUAGGUUGUCUUUGUCAUUUUAUUUUGUUUUCAUGAUAAUGUCAUGAUGAUGUUUUAUGUCACUAUGCAAUGAGUUAAAUGGCUUUCUGUAUCAUCUUUUGUUGUUGGAUUUAGAUUAAGUAAUCCCCAUGGAGAACAGCAUACAAGGUAACAAAUACAAAAGACCUCCAGUGUGAAAUGGCUUCUCUCUCAUUUCACUUUUGCUCCACAAAUUCCCUUAAAAGAAGAUGUGAUCAAACUGAAGUCAUUGGCAACAAUCAAAGAUAUUGUCCUGUUUGCUGUUAGUAGAUGUUGUGAUCAUUAUGUUAAUCCAAAUUACAGUCAUCCGUGCCUCCAUGUAUAGAAACACAUCCUCACGUAUUACCCAUCUCUACUCCCUCCUUCCACUCUCUCUACCAAUACAACUCUUUUAGCGUAAGGCAUCCAAGAUGAAGUUUACUUUAAUUCCACACGAGCAAAUACAUCAUCUGGUACCAGGGUUAACUGUUGCUGAGGGCAUCAGAUAACAGGAAACAGACUGCAGUCCUGCUCUUCAGGAGAAGCUAUCCUCUACCAAUUGCACUUGGGAUUUGCCUAUUUCUGUCUACAUGUAGCUCCACAUAUCCGAAAAUGAAACACUGGCGCAGAGUGCGAGCCACCGCCGUUCAGGCGAAGUCUUUGCUUAAGGAAACAGAGCACCUCUGAAGGAACGGGUCUUCCGCUGUUGUAAAGAUGAUACAGGAGACGUGUCAUGGACAUAAAAAGGAUUUCUGAUGAAAAUCUAUACGGAAAGCCUUGUGGCCUCAAUCAUUGUUCUGUUUCAGUUCUGUUCCAAUUCUUUUUGUGCACAUGAGAAAUAAAUUCUUUUAUAUGUCAGUCGUCGACUCUGUGUCC